Molecule: messenger RNA, 2528 nt
Organism: Phyllostomus hastatus (greater spear-nosed bat)
Lineage: Eukaryota; Metazoa; Chordata; Mammalia; Chiroptera; Phyllostomidae
Product: zinc finger protein 705A-like
Exons: 8
Coding region: 639-1601 (320 amino acids)
Biological process (GO): negative regulation of transcription by RNA polymerase II
Molecular function (GO): DNA-binding transcription repressor activity, RNA polymerase II-specific
Source: RefSeq, a predicted model, not a curated record
UCUGGCUCCCACUCGCGUGUCUAUGCCUCGGCCCGCGACCACACCGCGGGCCAGGGUCCCGGGGACCUUGCGGAGCCCGCGUCCGCCGGCCCCAAUGCGGGGGGAGCCCCGCCUCGUGAGCGGCCUCCGCGCUGCCGGUCCAGGGAAUCUGGCCUCCAGGAAGGUGGCCAGACCGAAGGACCAUGUGCUGCCCACCAGCCCCCCAUGGACCCACCUGUUCCGAAGGUUAAGGCCGCAGCCUGUCACGGCCCUGACUGGCUUGCCGCACUUUCUGCCUCGUGUUGCCCUCCACCACCUUCAGGCAGGACUGAAAGCUCUGUCCUCUCUGCCACGUGACCCACAGUGGGAGAUAAAGGGAGCAGCGUCCAGAGUCCAGCUGUCACCCCCAGACACUGCAGCCACUCUCCAGCACCUGAGAAGGCAAAGGGUUUGAAUUCUUCCUCGCCGCACAUGCGGGCAGCGGGCAGAGAGCAGAGCCUGGGGACUGCCUCGACACCGCCUGCUCCUGUGAUGCUGAAGGCACUCUCCCCACUGCGCAGUACAGGGGAGACUCCAGUUUCCAGCUUUGCCUGCGUAGUGCGUGGACUGUCUGCGAGUGAGAACCCAGAGAAGGACACCUGGCAGCUGGCUUGGUGACCAUGCAGCCCCUGGAAUCAGUGACGUUUGAAGACGUGGCUGUAGACUUCACCCAGGAAGAGUGGGCCCUGCUGGACACAUCCCAGAGGAAGCUCUUCAGAGACGUGAUGCUGGAGAACAUCAGCCACCUGGUCUCCCUGGGGUAUCAGCACCGCCCAUCAGAUGUGACUUUCCAGCUGGAGCACGGUGAAGAGCUGUGGCGGGAAGGGCCUAGAUUUCUCCCAGGCCAGGGUGCAGGCAGGGAAAGUGCCAUUAAAAAACAAGAGACUAUAGCCACACAACGUAGCAGUGGAAAGGACACGUGGACUGUCGUGCCCCUGCAGAAAUCUCAUACUCUUGAGGACCCCAGUGAAUAUAAGGACUUGGGAGAUUUCACUCACAGCUCCACAGUGACUCAACACUUGUUAAAUCACAUGGAAAAGAAACCCUGCAUCAGCAAACAGUGUCAAAGCUCCCUCAGUGAGCAGUCCUGCCUUAACCCACAUAAGCAAACGCACACCAGGGGUAAAUCGUAUGAGUGCCAUCUCUGUGGGAAAGCCUUCAGCAACUGCUCUAGCCUCCGGCGGCAUGAGAUGACUCACACUGGAGAGAAGCCAUACGAGUGCCACCUCUGUGGGAAUGCCUUUAUCCAGAGCUCUGACCUUCGGAAACACAGUCUCACACACACUGGGGAGAAACCGUACGAAUGUCACCUCUGUGGGAAAGCCUUCAGUCAGUCCUCGAACCUAAGACAGCACGAGAGGACACACACUGGAGAACAGCCAUAUGAGUGCACUCAGUGUGGGAAAGCCUUCAGUAAAUGCUCUGCCCUUCGACGGCACGAGAGAACCCACACUGGUGAGAAGCCGUAUGGAUGCCAUCUGUGUGGGAAGGCCUUCAGUCAGUGCUCUGCCCUUAGGCGGCACGAAGGAACCCACAGUGGGGAGAUCAUGAAUGCCUUCAGCAAAUAUUCGGACCUGAGAUGACAUGGGUUUGCCAGGGCCAUGAAUGUGGAACAUCAGUCAUAGCUUCAAUGUUUCAACACCCUUGAGGGCUCAUGCAUUGCAGAAACCCUGUCUGUAGUCCGGGUGGAAGAUCCUGCAGGUGCCCCUUCUCGCCUGACACCUGCGAAUACGUGUGGGGGAGAAUCCAGUUGCAUGGCAUCUCUGCGGCCGAACCUUCAGCCAGUGGUGUGACCACGGAGGCCAUAGGAGAGCUCACACUGGAAAUAUAAGGAAUGCAGAAGUCUUCAGCAACAGCUUUAAAUUUGACACUACAGAACCCACACAGGAGAGAACUCCUCAGUCUGUAACCAAUGUGGGGAUACUUUUAUUUAUAAUCUGGUUUAACAACAUGAGCAAACCUCACUUGGGAGGACCUUUAGAUCUGUAGUAACUAUAAACAGAUACCCAGCCAAGCCCCAGACAUGGUGCGCACAGGAAGACUCUGAUGCAGUGACCUCCGAAACGGUGUGUGCGGCGCAGUCCUCUCGAGGAAUACCAGUCAUCUAUCCUUGAGCAGCAAUUUGGUAGAAACUUGUGAGGACUCAGGCUGCACUUGGUGUCAUGAAGAAGGAAUGUCUUCAGUGGCCACUCAUUCACAGUCGCCAUUACAGUCCUCAAGCUGAGAAGGAGCUGUCCUAAAAGCAGAGUAGACAGGCCUUCAGCUUGACUGAACUCCAGACAACUCAGUCUAGUGAAAAAAUAAACCCUCUAAGAGCUCCUCUUAGCCUACUAUUUAUCAGAUAACUCAGAAUUUUGAGAAAAAUAAUUAUUCAUGGGGAAGUUUGGUAUCUGGAUGCAAAAGAGAGUGAUCUGGAAAUAUUAAAUGCCAACUUUUGUAAGAUAUUAGAAUCAAAUUUUCAAUAGAUUAUUGCUUGUAAAUAUUAAACAACAAACUCUGCCACUUUAAAA